Zophobas morio is the source of this 1755-nucleotide messenger RNA. RefSeq names its product golgin-84 (gene Golgin84). Gene Ontology annotation, cellular component: Golgi cisterna; Golgi membrane. The coding region runs from base 146 to 1501 and encodes 451 amino acids. The transcript is spliced from 8 exons. Gene Ontology annotation, biological process: Golgi organization; retrograde transport, vesicle recycling within Golgi. Lineage: Eukaryota; Metazoa; Arthropoda; Insecta; Coleoptera; Tenebrionidae. The record is from RefSeq and is a predicted model, not a curated record.
CACCAAAAGUUUCGGAAAUGACGUAUCGAUGACACGAUGACGGUAUUUAUUUAAUUAUUUUUUAACAUAAAUUAAGAAUGAUAACGGUGACUGUAAGUCGUAACAUGUAAGUGAUAAACGAUGUAAAAGUCGAAAGUUAAAAAUCAUGGCGUGGUUACAAAAUUUAGCAGGUCGUGCUGAAGAUCUACUUAAUAAAAUUGAUCAAAAUGCAGCCACAGUUUUAAACGAUAGUAGUAAUAAAUAUUUAGAGGGGGAAAAUGGUACAUUUAAUGAAUUUGGUGAUAAACCAGUUGAAGAAAUAGUGAUUCAUUCAGAGCCACUUGAAAGUAUCAGCUCAGUGUCAAAGUCACCCAAAACGAGUGGCAAUGAUUUAGUUAAGGCUUCUGUUGUGGAGGAGGUUGUACAAUUUUCUGGCUCAGAAAAUCAAGACAAUGUGGGAGAAGAGACGGAGAAGUUGUCUAAACCUGGUUCACCGGGGUCAAAAUCCCUUUCGUCUCAUAAUAGUUUUGUCUUGACUGAAGAUGUUCAAACUUACACAGAAACCAUAACAAAACUAGAGAAUGAAGUCCGUGAUCUCAGUAAACAAUUAUUAAAUCUCCAGCAUUUAUACGCGGAACUGAGAAACGAAAACACAACUUUGUGUUCUCAAGUUGAAGCAUCCAAUUAUUUAGUAACAACCGCUCAAUCCGAGAUGGAACAGUACAAAGCCAGAGCUCAAAGAAUUCUACAAGAGAAAGAAAAUCUAAUCCUUCUGAAAAACGAAAGCAAGUCUUUGGAAAAUUCCGAUCAAAUUUUAACCAACUACAACGAGGAACUAAAGAAAGAAGUCGAGUUUCAGCAAAACCGAAAUGUAGAAUUGUCGGAAAAAAAUAAGAAACUGACGCAAGAAAUCUCGCUUUUGCAGCAGCAAAUUGUGUUAACGCAAAAUUCGUCGCAACAGUCCACGCAAAUCCUUCACGAAAAUUUAAUGACUGAGAAAAAAGUCAGGGUGAUGGCUGAAGAAGAUUGUCGUUUGAAAGUACAAGAGUUGCAGUCAAAAAGUCAGGAGUUGACGCAACAAUAUCACGUGAUUCAGGCAAAGAAUGAGGAAAUUCAGCGAUUACAAGAAGCUGUUAGAAAUAAAAGUAGUGUAGGAGGGAAUGAUUAUGAAAUGAGAAUAAAGUCGCUGACGGAGACCCUGAUGUUGAAGCAGAAUACGUUAGAAACGGUGACGACUGAAAGGAAUGCUUUGAGAAUACAACUGGAGAAGUUGGAGAGCGAAUAUCAUAAUAAUUUGGUACAGUUAGAGAGGGCACAAGUUCGUGUAAUAAACGUGAAUGAUACAGACGAUGUCAAGUCACAGGUUCCCCAUUUCAUGAGAGUGUCUCCGUUUGACGCUGGAGUCACAAGAAGAGUAAAACACGCGUAUUCGACAGUUGACGCAAUCAGUGUGAGAACUGGAAUUUUUCUUCGGCGUUACCCUGUCGCCAGAGUUUUUGUUUUUUGCUAUAUGUUGUUGUAGGUUUUGCUCCAUUUUUGGGCCCUUAUUUUACUCUUCCUUUAUGCGCCCAGUAACCGUUAAUUUGUUAGAUUGUUAUAAGUGCAACAGUCACUUUCAUAAUAACCCGGUGAUCUUUGGGAAUUUCCACUGGCUAAUAUUUGUGGCGCAGUUCCAGUUUUGUCAGCAUAAUGGUGAUUUUUUUAAUUUAUAAACAAAUAUAUUACGUUUGUAUUUGUUGUAGUUUUCUUUUUAUAAAAAUAAAGAUUUUAUAAUAA